AGCGUCAGGGCGUCGUCGACACCGGAUUGCUUUAUUUCCGUGCAUCGUCAAAAAUGAAAAGGGACGGGUUUUUUGGUAUAUUGUCACUGCGCCGUGUAAAAAGUUGAGAGUCACGACUGUAGCAACGAUGCAAACGUCCGUGUCGUACUGGCGCCUUUCGAACCACACCCAACUGGGUCCUACACCCUACGAGUUGCAUGACAACAAGAAUUGCGAUCGCUGCAAAAUGUGACCGAAUCAAUCCUACCAGUGGGAUCCCAUCGUCGACUUGCCCAGAUGCUGAAGCAUUCUUUGAUACUCAAUGCACUUGAAAUCGUGCCAUCUUUUGCAAUCUCAGCAAGCGCAAAGUUGUCCAGACAGCCGGGGAGAUUUGUCACGUGUUCCACAAAAUCCUUGUGAAGCUGUUGCAACCAGGCGACAUUUCCUCGAGAUCGGCAACUGUUGAAACAUGUCGCCAUUUCAUUCAACGCGCCGUCAAGUUGUCACCAUCUGUAGGAGAUCGCAGUCGACCUCGACCUAUCAGAAUGCAGAAGAAUAUGCAAAAAAACUUUUGAGGAACAGCGACUAUGAGAACUAUGUAGCGACAUUGUUCAUACCGCCCGCUGCACGAACUGGUGCUUGGGCGGUUCGCGCUUUCAAUGUGGAGACGGCACUUAUUCGGGAGAAUGUGAAGAAUCCAAACUUGGGAAAGAUGAGGAUAGAUUGGUGGAGAGACGCUAUAGAAAAGACGUACGCGGGACGACCUCCUAAUCAUCCCGUUACGAUGUUGCUCGCCCACUCCAUGGAUGUAGCACCACUUUCACACUCAUGGUUCAAGCGCAUCUUGACUGCAAGGGAAGCGAAUCUUCAAGAUCCUCAAUACCCAACUAUAAAGGAUUUGGAGAACUACGCUGAGAAUACAGCUUCCAGCGUGCUGUACCUUUUGCUAGAGACUCUAGGGAUCCGGGACCAUCAUGCCGACCAUGCAGCUAGCCAUGUAGGCAAAGCUGGCGGAAUUACAACGAUCCUCCGUGGAACGCCCUUCCAUGUCAAAGAAAGGCGAUUUUAUCUGCCAUCUGAAAUUAUGGCAAAGCACUCGCUAUCCACGGAAGAUGUAUUCCGUAACGGACCCAGUCAUGAACUUGAAGAGGUCGCCUUUGAAGUGGCGACGACAGCAAACGAUCAUUUAAUUACCGCCCGCUCCUUCUUGAAAGACACCCCAAUGUCCGCUCUGCCUGCUCUGUUAGCCGCGAUUCCCUGUGAUGCAUAUCUGCAAGCACUAGAAAAGGCCAACUUUAACUUAUUUGAGGUUAAACUUGCCCGGUGGAAAAUGCUGUAUAAACUUUGGAGUGCAGCAAGAAAGGGAGUAAUUUGAAUUGGACUGAAGCGGCAUGGCUCGAGUUAGAGACAGUUCACCAACACCGUCGCACGGCUCCCUGGGACGAUGUAUCACGGCCAUUCCAGCGCAUUAAGACAGAUAUAUCUGCUGAGCUCCGCCUGGCAAUGCAGCAAGGGGUCUGUUGACACCGGUAUGCUGAACAAUUCAUUCAGUAGCCAUAUCCGACACAUUGCAUCCCGCAUCCUGCUGCUACCGGCGGAUUUCCUAAUUGACAGUUGAGUUAAGGAUUCCUACAAUGUAAGAUUAAAUUUACUGCAUUCCAAUAUUUAUAUACAACCAUCUAUCUGUCAUGGAAAUGUACUGGAUUGGAAAAAAGCUGGAAACUGAU
Messenger RNA from Spizellomyces punctatus DAOM BR117, 1706 nucleotides. RefSeq lists its product as uncharacterized. Gene Ontology annotation, biological process: biosynthetic process. The record is from RefSeq and is a predicted model, not a curated record. The transcript has 5 exons. Lineage: Eukaryota; Fungi; Chytridiomycota; Chytridiomycetes; Spizellomycetales; Spizellomycetaceae. The coding region runs from base 449 to 1354 and encodes 301 amino acids.